This is a messenger RNA of Aspergillus heteromorphus CBS 117.55, 1002 nucleotides long. RefSeq names its product vesicle-mediated transport protein Vid24. The record is from RefSeq and is a predicted model, not a curated record. The transcript is spliced from 4 exons. NCBI's taxonomy places the organism in Eukaryota, Fungi, Ascomycota, Eurotiomycetes, Eurotiales, Aspergillaceae. Bases 1 to 1002 code for a protein of 333 amino acids. Gene Ontology annotation, cellular component: GID complex; extrinsic component of membrane. Gene Ontology annotation, biological process: protein targeting to vacuole; protein catabolic process in the vacuole; negative regulation of gluconeogenesis.
AUGCCGACUCCGAGUGACAACACACCACCCCUGAAUGCUUCCUCGAUCGCUGAAGAAAUCUCCGCCCGCUCCACUUGCCCUCCCGAGAUCGAGAGAUUGCCCUCCUGGAGAGACUCGCGCGAAUCGUCGACCACAGUAACGGAGAGUGAUGCUCCCGACAGCGCCUUCACUCCGACCGUCGCAUCGACACACACCGUCCUGACUCCUGCCGACGAUGCGGUCGCUCCGUCAAAUGCAGAUCCCUUGAGGGGUGAGCCGGUAUCCGAUGCUCCCAUGAAAGGCGUCGCAAGGCCUGAAGAUGAACCCGCUGCGGGGAGAUUAAGCCCUGCGGCCGCUGCGGAGCCCUCGCGCUCGUCCACCCCGUCGGCCCCCGUCACUUCUCCGUCGGCCACUUCGCUGCUCAGCUAUGAAUUUUCGAAUAUACGGCUUCUUCCCAAUUAUACAUCGUCCUUUCUGCGCCCGGGGAGCAAAUUCACCGGCACCCAGCAGUCGGACCGUCAGGUAUACAGCGUUGAUGUAGAGAUCAAACACGUUGAUAUGCUCGAGUCCUAUCUCUGCGGAUACCUCCGCAUACAAGGCCUCACCGAGGAUCACCCGACUUUGACAACCUUCUUCGAGGGAGAAAUCAUUGGGACCAAACAUACCUUUAAGACCAGAAAUGAAGCAUGGGGCGCGACAGAGAAAACGGAUAUGCACCAUUGGGCGAGAUUCCCUCCCUGGAGAACGCAGGCCAAGCAGGCUAAAAGGCCCGAUUUCACCUUUCGGAAUUUCGCCCAGCGUGAACACCUGUUCAUGCGGUGGAAGGAGUACUUCCUCGUUCCGGACCACCGCGUCAGAUCGAUCUCCGGCGCCAGUUUCGAAGGCUUUUAUUAUAUAUGCUUUAAUCAGGUCGAGGGAACUGUAAAUGGGAUAUAUUUCCAUGCAAAGAGCGAGAAAUACCAGCAGCUCGAGCUCCGUCACGUCGAGGAUCAUGGCUGUACGCCGGCCAUGGAAUUCCGUUAA